Nomascus leucogenys (northern white-cheeked gibbon) is the source of this 915-nucleotide messenger RNA. RefSeq names its product olfactory receptor 8K5. The record is from RefSeq and is a predicted model, not a curated record. Gene Ontology annotation, molecular function: odorant binding; G protein-coupled receptor activity; olfactory receptor activity. Gene Ontology annotation, cellular component: membrane. Gene Ontology annotation, biological process: G protein-coupled receptor signaling pathway; sensory perception of smell. Lineage: Eukaryota; Metazoa; Chordata; Mammalia; Primates; Hylobatidae.
AUGGGCCAACACAAUCUAACAGUGCUAACUGAAUUCAUUCUGAUGGGACUCACAAGGCAGCCUGAGCUGCAGAUUCCCCUUUUUGGAGUCUUCCUCGUCAUCUACGUAAUCACAGUGGUGGGCAACCUAACUAUGAUCAUUUUGACCAAACUGGACUCCCACUUGCAUAUACCUAUGUACUUUUUUAUCAGACAUUUGGCUUUUGUUGAUCUUGGUAAUUCUACUGUCAUUUGUCCCAAGAUGCUGGCAAAUUUUGUUGUGGAUCGAAAUACUAUUUCCUAUUAUGCAUGUGUUGCACAGCUGGCAUUCUUCCUUAAGUUCAUUAUCAGUGAACUUUUUAUCUUGUCGGCCAUGGCCUAUGUGGCCAUUUGUAACCCUCUGCUCUAUUAUGUUAUUAUGUCUCAGAGACUCUGUCAUGUACUGGUGGGCAUUCUGUAUCUCUACAGUACAUUUCAGGCUCUGAUGUUCACUAUUAAGAUUUUUACAUUGACCUUCUGUGGCUCUAAUGUCAUCAGUCAUUUUUACUGUGAUGGUGUUCCUUUGCUACCUAUGCUUUGCUCAAAUGCACAAGAAAUAGAAUUGUUGAUCAUACUAUUUUCUGCAUUUAAUUUGAUCUCCUCCCUUCUGAUAGUCUUAGUGUCCUACAUGUUGAUUUUGUUAGCCAUAUGUCAAAUGCAUUCUGCAGAGGGCAGGAGAAAGGCUUUCUCCACAUGUGGUUCCCAUUUGACAGUCGUGGUUGUGUUCUAUGGGUCUCUACUCUUCAUGUACAUGCAGCUCAGUUCUACUCACUUCUUUGAUACUGAUAAAAUGGCUUCUGUGUUUUACACUUUAGUAAUCCCCAUGCUUAACCCUUUGAUUUACAGCUUAAGAAAUAAAAAGGUGAAAAAUGCCUUCUAUAAGCUCUUUAAGAAUUGA